Lizanozyma spartinae is the source of this 705-nucleotide messenger RNA. RefSeq lists its product as uncharacterized. NCBI's taxonomy places the organism in Eukaryota, Fungi, Ascomycota, Pichiomycetes, Serinales, Debaryomycetaceae. The record is from RefSeq and is a predicted model, not a curated record. Gene Ontology annotation, cellular component: mRNA cleavage and polyadenylation specificity factor complex. Bases 1 to 705 code for a protein of 234 amino acids. Gene Ontology annotation, molecular function: mRNA binding. The transcript has a single exon.
AUGGAGGAAAAUCAAAGUGUAUACAUUGGGAAUAUACCCUUUGACUACACUGAAGAAAGAGUAGCAGAAAUUGCCAAAACGGUUGGCCCAGUUGCAGAUUUAAAGUUACUUUUCGAUAAUAUCACCGGUAAAUCAAAAGGCUAUGCAUUUGUUCGAUAUGUUGAUUACGAAACAGCUUCUAGUGCUGUAAGAAAUUUGAAUAACUUUGUUAUUGGGAAUCGAAAUUUAAAGUGCUCCUUUUCAAAUGAUGCAAAGAUGAGUUUUGCUAAUGAACCAACUGAAAGAUUACCUGCUCUUCCAUUAGGAAUACAGUUACAUCCUCAACAGAAUCCCUUACAAACCAUAACUCAAUCUGUAACAUCAAUAGAUUCUACAAGUGCUGAGAAUAUUUUAAAGGAAGCCAAGCAUUUGAGCAUUGAGAACCCCCAGUUAAUGGUACUUUUAUUAGACAGAUAUCCACAACUUUCACAUGCUUUAGUGGAAUUAGGGGUGAUUUUAAAAGAAAUAGAUCCAGAUACCGUCAACUACACUUUAAAUAAUAGAGUUCCGGAUUUAAGAAACUUAUCACCAGAACAUGUUCGUUUGCUUCGACAAGUUAAAGAAAUUCCAGUCUCAGAUUUGAAACUGUUAGAUAAAAAUAAACAACAAGCAAUUGAAAAAAUGAAAAAGGAAUUAGAUUACGGGUUAUAUGGUGAUAUUAUAUAA